AGUGAAGUGAACUCGUCCGGGUUUACAGCGUGAAAUGGCCCAGUUUAAAUCUCAGCCGAGCGCAGUGUGAGGUGGUUUAAAUCUCAGCCGAUCGCAGUGUGAGGUGCGGGGUGCUGGACGUCUCCGCUCGACUCCGUAUGGAGGACGAGAGAAAGUGCCAUUGCUGGGGGUUUGAGUUAUUGUGACGUCCUCCCAUAGCAACCAGUGGAACGCUGAAAAGCUCGAGAAGGAGCGCGAGCGCGCAUUCCCCGCCAGAUUAAGCCACAGCAUGGCCUCAGAAGACGGCGGAGUCAGCGUUACUCACACUAACCUGCAGUAAAACGCUGGUUUCUGCCUCUCAGCUGUUUCUCUCGCCAUGACCGACUUUCUCCACGCCGUGGUGUCGGAGCGGAACGCCUUCCCGACCCUCUCCCGGCUGGCCGAGCACGAUGUGGAAGCUGUCUGGGCAGACGUGGCGUCUUUCAUCGAGCGCCAGAUGACCAUGCAGAAGGGUGUGUGCAUUUCUGGCUUGGGAACAUUUACUUUCUCUCAGAUGAAGCUUGAUAUGGGCAGCAAGUAUGUCCUCAUUCAGCAUCCAGUCUUCCUUUUAUCUGAGAAACUUUCCCAGUCUCACGGCCUCAAACAGACCAAACCUCUUGCUGCAGCAGGGGACAUUCCAGUGGUGCCGCUCAACUUCACAGCUCUGUCCACGGAGAGCCUGUUUGACCGGGACGUGGUGGAGGGCUGCAUCCGGGAGACGCUCCUCCUGCUGCUCCGUGCCGUUACCAUCCAGCGCACCGUUGUCUUCACCUUCAGAGGCAUUGGUGUCCUCUCGUUCCACCACAGCAACGUGAAGAUGAAGUUCUACAAGGACUUUAUCUCUGCCAUGGAUGGCACUGGGAAACUUUUAUGGGCCCUAACCAAUAGACCUGGAACAAGCUGCUCUGUAGUUUCUGGGAAACUUUCCAGUCUCCAGCGACCCAUGACCAGCAAUGCCAUCCUGCUCCCCAGAAUCUCCUCAGGAGAGUCACCAAGAGAGGCAGAUGAGGACGAAAGCUCAAACCCACCAGCCAAGCCUAAUGACAGAGAAGAGGAGAAUGGAAAAGAGAUCAAAUUCUCAGCGCACCCCAAGUCCAGGCUACCCAUAGCCAAAACAAAUGCAGACCUCUUCACAGGUGAACCAGAUGCCAAGGCUCUACCAGAUCCAGUAGAAAGACAUGCUGGAUACUCUCAGUCACCAGACGGUGCUGUUGAGCAACUGGAAAUAAAGAGAGAAGAACCCUCCUCUAAUCUGUCCUGUCGUGGCCACACUCGAGCCGGACAGGAGCUAUGCUACCUGUGUAUGCAGCGAGCACAGCGUAACGUACCCCUGUACGUGGCAGAGGAGAGACAGAGAGAAGAGCAAGAGCAAGAGAAAGUCCUGCUGCUCGCUGAACAACACAAAGAUGAGCAGUUUCUACAGAAAGAGCAGGCCAGACAAGAGGAGAAGCGAGAGAACACCAAAAAUAUAGCAGCUUUUAAUCUUGGGAUCGCUGAAGCGCUGAGAGCAAAGAAGUCAGCAAAGCCCUCCCGGUUUGAGGGCUCGUAUAUCUUUAGUGGACGUCCAGUCACCCCUCCGGCGCUCCUAAAGCAGAGACGCUACAUGCAGGAGCUGAUGGAGCAGAUGACCUGCAGGAGGCAGCAGCUCACACAGAGCCUCCGGGACCACAAGCUCAUUGACCGGCUGCAUCAGAUCCAGCUCGCAGAUGAGAUUGAGAAACAAAAAUCCCAUGAACGUCAUCAGAAGAAGGAGAACAUUAAGAGCCUUCAGAAAGCCCUGAACACCCAACUAGAGUAUCGCGGCACUGGGAUCCCCGCUCGCCAGCCUGACUCGGAUGGCCCUAUUUUCGGGUUGUAUGACAGAGCUCCAGAAGCACUGGCUGAGCAGAAGCAGAGAGCCCAGAGGCUCUUCCAGGAGCAAAAGAACACAGCCAACACUAAGAGGAAGGAGGCGCUGUUCAACCGCCUCAGUGAGCAGAGGAUAGAGAGGGACAUGCUGCACCGCAACCACAAAGAACUGAUAGCAGACAGAAUCUCGCGUUACGAGAGGCUGCGUAGCCUGCGGGCGUCUCUGGAGGACACAUGGAACCGCAGUGCUGACUUGAAACACCACCGAGACCUCGAGGAGAGAGCUUUCAUCAGGUCAGGCAGUGAGCUGCUCAUAGACCAGUGUGAGCAGUAUCGCCGCUGCUAUCAGUGCAAGAGAAAGACUAGCAACUGCGGGGAGAGCAACAUCUGGAAAGAGUCCCACUACAUCCCUGGCUCCCGACUGAUGGUGUAGCCUCCUUUAACAAUGCAAGCAAAUGGAGCAUGAAAUAAUCUAAAACAAUCAAUGACAGACAAAAGCUACGGAUGCUGCAACUCUAGAACUUGAAGUUUUGACACCUUAAAACUUGAAUGUUUGUCUUUUUGUUUACAGUUUGGUGGGAAGUUUAAUGACUAUGCUGGGGGCUUUAACACUUUCUCCAUGGCCUAACACAAUCAUACAGACACAUGCUGAAGUCAACUGUCAGUCAAUAAAAUGUGUGAACACUA
Molecule: messenger RNA, 2553 nt
Organism: Pygocentrus nattereri (red-bellied piranha)
Lineage: Eukaryota; Metazoa; Chordata; Actinopteri; Characiformes; Serrasalmidae
Product: coiled-coil domain-containing protein 81
Exons: 14
Coding region: 356-2299 (647 amino acids)
Cellular component (GO): centrosome
Source: RefSeq, a predicted model, not a curated record